Westerdykella ornata is the source of this 1261-nucleotide messenger RNA. RefSeq lists its product as uncharacterized. NCBI's taxonomy places the organism in Eukaryota, Fungi, Ascomycota, Dothideomycetes, Pleosporales, Sporormiaceae. Bases 417 to 1139 code for a protein of 240 amino acids. The record is from RefSeq and is a predicted model, not a curated record. The transcript has 2 exons.
GCACCCGGGAGCGACCAAGCUAGCUGGGACUGCAUCGCCGACGCUUCAUUGGGUAAGCAGAGUCGGCUUCAAGGGCAAGCUUAUGCAGCCCUCAGGCUGCUCUGGACGCAAAAGCGGGUACUGAACCUGGAGUCUUUGUGCUCCUCAACACCAGCCAGGUCCUGUUGGUGCGUCCAAGGACCCCUCGUUACUAUCGUGCUCCGGGAGCUAGACUAGAGCGGGUGCCAGGUGGGCGUGCCUGGAUCGUACCCGGCAUUGUUUGGAAUAUCCAUCCGCGGGAAGAGUUCACGCCCCUCUUACCAAUAUUCCCCAAACGAGAUUCAAGUCCUAUGGCGCUCCCGCUUGUGCUACCACUUCACCUUUCGCUGUGUAUAAAGUUGCUCUGCCUCUUGCCCUGAUAUAGCUCCCCGCCCAGAAUGUCUGGCCUCUUUCCCCCUCACUACUCUCUUGCUGGAUAUGCGACCACCCAAGGAAGAGGAGGCUAUUACGCAGAGGCAGCUCCUUCGUCAACAAAUCCACCAAGUGCUGAUCCGGAAUCUGGCGACAUUCCGCAAGUGAAUAUCCUUGAAUGGUUUCCCGCGUAUCAGAGCUGCCAGCGCUUCUUCCUCGACCACGCUCAGCACGAGCCCAAUACCCAGGCCCUCGCUGCCUUUCUCAACAUCUUCCUGCCCUUCCAAUGGAGCUCAAACCCGCUCUCAAAAUCGACGGGCAUACCCGCGACCGGACCGGCAGCAUAUAUUCAACCAUGGCACAUGAGACAUAGCCAGACAUCCACUCCGAUUGGCCAGCCCGCCCUGGCGUUCUCUCUCAUCCCCUACAUCCGCCGCCUAGUCGUGACCGGCAACGACAGGGAGGCCAUACUGCACGAUCUAUUCGGAGAAGACUGGAAAAAGGGCGUUGGCAUCUUGGUGGAGAUGGAACGGCGCAAUUACCUUUUCGCAGCGAAGAGCGUGAGCUGGGAAAAGGUGAAGGAGCACUACGACAUGUCGGCCAGCGAGACGGUCCCCUUCCUCUCCCCACUGCGCAGCGUCAGGGAAGAGGAGAUCCAAAUAGCCGAGAACGCGUGGAGCAGAUGGCUCAUGAUGCAGGACUGGCUGCUGGGUCCGCGAGCACCAGACGUGGGGGACCAGCACUCAUGAGUCGUGAUUCCAGGUUAUUUCUGUUUCCUCUUCCUACUUCGGGUUUUGAUGUCGAUCUGGAGGACUUUGGCGCUGUCGCGAGGAUCGAGGAACGACGUGUACGCGCAAAAGUUGUUGCGGAU